Messenger RNA from Cucurbita pepo subsp. pepo (vegetable marrow), 1810 nucleotides. RefSeq names its product catalase isozyme 2. Gene Ontology annotation, cellular component: plasma membrane; cytoplasm; peroxisome. Gene Ontology annotation, biological process: hydrogen peroxide catabolic process; response to hydrogen peroxide. Lineage: Eukaryota; Viridiplantae; Streptophyta; Magnoliopsida; Cucurbitales; Cucurbitaceae. The record is from RefSeq and is a predicted model, not a curated record. Gene Ontology annotation, molecular function: catalase activity; heme binding.
CAUAAAAUCCCCUCAUUCUCCCUCACUUCCUUCUUCACUAUCUUCCCAUUACUUCUCUCUCUUACUUCUUUCUCUCUCCUCGCCGUCCGCCAUGGAUCCCUACAAGUACCGGCCAUCCAGCGCGUACAACACACCGUUCUGCACGACAAACUCCGGCGCACCAAUAUGGAACAACACAGCCGUGAUGUCCGUCGGCGAAAGAGGCCCCAUCCUUCUAGAAGACUACCAACUCAUCGAAAAAAUCGCCACAUUCACUCGCGAAAGAAUCCCGGAGCGUGUAGUUCACGCGCGAGGAGCCAGUGCCAAGGGCUUCUUCGAAGUAACCCACGACGUCUCCGACUUAUCCUGCGCCGACUUCCUCCGUGCACCGGGCGUCCAAACCCCCGUUAUCGUCCGUUUCUCCACCGUCAUCCACGAACGUGGCAGCCCCGAAACCCUCCGCGAUCCACGUGGCUUCGCCGUCAAAUUCUACACGCGCGAAGGCAACUUCGAUCUAGUUGGCAAUAACUUCCCUGUCUUUUUCGUACGCGACGCGAUGCAAUUCCCUGACGUCAUCCGCGCGUUUAAACCAAAUCCCAAAUCCCAUCUCCAAGAAUCUUGGAGAUUCCUAGAUUUUUGCUCUUACCACCCUGAAAGCUUGCUCUCCUUCGCUUGGUUCUAUGAUGACGUGGGCAUCCCUAUUAACUACCGCCACAUGGAGGGCUUCGGCGUGCAAGCCUAUUCUUUAAUCAACAAAGCCGGUAAAGCCCGGCUCGUUAAAUUCCAUUGGAAACCCACUUGUGGGGUUAAGAGCAUGCUUGAGGAGGAAGCCAUUAGAGUCGGCGGCUCCAAUCAUAGCCACGCCACUCAAGAUCUCUAUGAGUCCAUUGCCGCCGGGAACUUCCCGGAGUGGCGGCUUUACAUUCAAACCAUUGAUUAUGAAGACCAAAACAAUUAUGAUUUUGAGCCGCUCGACACGACCAUUGCUUGGCCGGAGGAUGUCGUGCCGUUGCGACCGGUGGGACGGUUGGUUUUGAAUAAGAAUAUUGAUAAUUUCUUUGCUGAGAAUGAGAUGUUGGCGUUCUCUAUGUCGUUGGUGCCGGGGAUUCAUUACUCCGAUGAUAAGAUGUUGCAAGCUAGGAGCUUUGCUUAUGCUGAUACUCAAAGGCAUCGGCUUGGCCCUAAUUAUCUUCAGCUGCCGGUUAAUGCUCCUAAGUGUCCUCACCAUAAUAAUCAUCAUGAAGGGUUUAUGAACUUUAUGCAUAGAGAUGAGGAGGUGAAUUACUUCCCUUCCAGAUACGAUGCUUGUCGCCAUGCUGAGAAGUACCCGAUGCCGCCCAAUGUGUUGAGCGGAAAAAGAGAAAGGUGUGUGAUUCCAAAGGAGAAUCAUAACUUCAAGCAAGCUGGAGACAGAUACCGAUCAUGGGCACCAGACAGGCAAGAACGGUUCGUGAAUCGGUUCGUAGAAGCGUUAUCGGACCCGAAAGUGACUCAUGAGGUUCGCAACAUAUGGAUCUCGUAUUGGACUCAAGCAGACAGGUCUCUGGGACAAAAGAUAGCGUCUCGUAUGAAUGCGAGACCAAACAUGUAACAAACCCGACAUUAUUACGCCGUGAAGCUUCGGAAUGUUUAAGGUUAAUAUGUAAGAAGAUCGUGUUCAACUAUGCAUAUGUAAGACUAAAGCUGUUGUAAUUUGGGUCCCUGUCGUUCAACUUUGUUGCUGUUUCUUUGUAUGGCGGCUGACAAAUGGGUGUGUUUUUAUGCUUUGAAUCCCUCCCAUUGGUCGCCUUUGUUGCUUCCUAUGAAUAAAAAUGGCUUCUUUUUCUUCUCU